Molecule: messenger RNA, 6758 nt
Organism: Papilio xuthus (Asian swallowtail)
Lineage: Eukaryota; Metazoa; Arthropoda; Insecta; Lepidoptera; Papilionidae
Exons: 8
Coding region: 367-4719 (1450 amino acids)
Source: RefSeq, a predicted model, not a curated record
UUGCGUGAGCAUUCUGUGGUGAUGUGAUGUUGAGCCUGUGAUCAAGACGUCUGCAAUAUCACAAUAUGUCUGACUAUUUGGAAAUAUUUUUAGAAUAAGCAUAGUCGUAAAUGCAUCUAAUAUCUAUUUCAGAUUUAUAAAUGCCAUGGAUUAUACAUGACAAAUAUAGUAAAUAGAUCGAUAAGGGGACGAGUUACGUCGAGGAUAUGUGUUAUUGUGGAUUGUGCGACUUACGUGCGGACAGAUAUGUGCAUGAGGAGGCUCGUUUCAAGAAAUACAGUGAAUUAAUUGCGAGUUCCUUUUUGAUAUAACGUCACGCGACGUCGUGUCAGUUUUGUGGCAAUUUGUGAUAUUGAAGGUGUAAACAUGGAUUCGAGAGUUCAGUGCCCUGUGUGCACUCUAUACUUACACAGUGGAAUGACUUUGGAGUCUCAUUUGGACACACAUCCAAAGGAUCAAGUUAUAAAGGCUUUAUGUAGUCUCUCAAGUAAGAACACCAAUUAUGGGAGUCGUACCACAACUCCUUCGCAAUCUGAGCGUUCCUACCAGAGUCGAUCUCGUACUCCAGCGGCAGAUGACAGCAUUCGGUGGAUGGGCUCUCACCAGAGUUCUGAUAGCGAAAAAUAUUGGAGAAGAACACCAAGUAGAAGUAAAUUAACACCACUUUCUAAUCCAUCAAGAAAUGUCACACCAGAUAUUAGAAUUGGUGAAGUUAAUUUUGAAAAUAGUCAUAUUAACCAUGGAGGUCAGUAUUCUGAAAAUUGUUAUACAAUGAAACUAGACAAACCUCAGCAGACAUAUGCAUCCAAUGUCCGAGUAGCAGAAUUUGACCAACAAUACCCAUAUUACCCUGAUCAAUGUGAAGAUCGGGAGAUUAAAUAUUCUCGUAGUUUGGACUACAAUACAAUUGAUAGUUCAGGUAAUGCAUUUACUUAUAACAUGCCUCAGCUUGCUCUGAAGACUCCUGCAUCUGUUGCAUCAACCUUAGUACCACCGAAAAAAAGUAGUGACCUCGUUAAGUUAAUGCCCAAACCUGAGUUUGUUAAAUUACUGCCAAAGUCUAAUAAUAUUCUCUUCAAAAAUAUGAGCGGAGUACAAUAUAUAGCACCAGGUGUUAAUGUAGUGAUGCCACCAUCACCUUUUGUCCAAAAGAAUGUUCAAAGUAACAUGAUAAUGUCUGGAAAUUUACCUCCAAAUGCAACAAUGAACACUAAAGGAGGUCAACCUAUCAUCCCCAAUCAGUAUAACCAAAUGGGACCCAGUACCUUCUCUCCAGGCACUACAGUGGUCACUCAAAACUCACAGAUUAUAUAUAGAGAAAUGGUUCAUAACUUAGAUGGUAAACCAUUUAUUUCAACUAUGCCUAAUAUGCUUGGAGGUCAUGACAACAUGGGCAAUGUCACUCAGAGUAGUUCUAUAUAUCAGAAUGUUGUAGUUGUUGACCAGUUUGGUAAUACCUCAUGUAUGUAUGCAAACCCUCAACAAAUAUUGCAAAAGCCUUGCAGUGCUACCAUUUACCCUGACAACUCUUUACUAUUAGCUAAUGAACAUAAGAAAAGAUCUCAUGAUGAUGUGGAUUCCAAUAAAACUUUAAUAAUUGAAGUUACCCCCAUCAACACACCAGCUACUGAAAUGAAUGGUGAUCCAAGUUCAUCUCUUGGAUCAUUAUCAGGCAUGGAUGAUAACAGUAAAUCAGAAGAAACUGAGCUAAAAAAUGAACCUAUUGGCACUACUAAGGGUCUUAAAAUCCUGAGCAAUAUUAAAGUGGAAGUGCCAGUCCAACAUAAGAAAAGUAUGUUAAAUACAGUAAUGGAUUUAACAGGAACCAAUGAUCAAGAAUACCCUGAAAGGUCUGUUACACCAGAAAAAAUAUUACCAGAUCUAGAAGACAACAAUCAAAGUUUUUCUGAUGAAUGCACACAGCCUUCCGUAGCAAGUGGAGAUAGUUUGGUGUCAAAUGCUUUUUCUGUGAUAAAAAAUGUGGGAAAUCCUCCAGCAUACAAAGAUUCGCCUUCCAAGUCUAGUAUUGUAGGUAGCAAAAUUGAAACUGAAUUUUCGGAUAGUUGUCCUGUACCUGAUUUAAUAUGUAAUGAGAAACCUUCUAUAUCUCCAUGUAGUGAGUUAUCAGAACACGGAGAUAAUUCUACAGAUAUUGUGCCAUUGUCGCCUAAAGCUAACAGUAGUAGGAGUAGUCUAAUGAAUGAAAGUGUAGAAGAGAGUAAAUUCCAACAUAAGGAAUCAAAAAAGAAUACCCUCAGGUUGAACAAUAUCUAUGUUAAAAAGCACAAGAAGAUUCUGCAGAUUAAAAAUGCAAAAACAAAUUUAUCACUUGACUCCUCCAAUAAAAGUGAAAUGGAGCCUCUACCUUCCUCUUCUAUGUGUAAAACUCCAGAAAAUUUUAGCAUAAAUAAAAUACAUCACACUGAUAAAAUGGAAAGUCCUAAAACAAGUUCCUUACAUACUGUAUCUAUUGAGAAAUUAAAGGGUAAUGACCAUAAUGAGUUUGAUGCUGACACAGAGGAGCAGUCAAUGGACAUAGAACCUAUAGCGCCAUCUAGUUUAAAUGAUUCUAAUCAAUUUUCCAUGCAUGAGGUAAAGGUAAAGGAAGAAUUUAGUGCCAGUAAUGAGGGUGGCUUUAGUAACCAAGGCAGGCCCUUACAGAAUGUACCACAAUUAGAGAGUUUGAGACCUAUAAACGUGAUAUCAUACGGUAACAUGGUUCCUGGAGAUUUUGAUAAUGAUUCCAACCACAGGGAACUAUUAGAUUUGGAGGCUUCAUCGAAGAAUAAGCAAUUUGUUAAUAUGAUGAAUGAAAACUAUUUUGGUGAUAAUAUUUACGCAGACUACUUCACUCCAGAUCGGGUUGAAUCUUUUGAGGCUCAGAAGGAAUCUAAUUUUAGAGAAGGGCCGAAAGAUAAUAUGUAUAUUUGGGGUGAGCCUUCCCAGAAGGAAUCCGAGUUUGUGUUGCCAAAUUUUAUUCAUGAGAGUUACAAGAUAGCUGAGAGUAAUGGGCCUGAUUACUCGGAGAUGGGUGAAGGAGGUAACGUUGGUAUGACUGAUCGUUGUGAACAGGAUAGUAAAGUGGACAUGCUGAGCGAGAGUCGAAGUGAAGGAGAGACUCCAUUAAAUAUUUGUGCAGAUGAGCGCAUGCCACCUCGUGGAGAGCUCAGUGGACAGGAGAGUAAUGGAGAUAUGGAGUCACCAUGGAGUGGGAUGUACAAUGAGGUUACACCUUCGGAGCCGUACGACCUGAUGGCGCGGGAGAGCUGGGUGUCAGACGGCUCUGAUGUGGACACAAAUGAGAAACGGGAUAACAUUGAGGACGACCUUCACUUUGCGAAGAGCAGACUUCACACGUGUUCACAAUGCGGUAUCAAGUAUCCAUCACUGAAGGAGCUCCGGACACACAAGGCACUCGCCCACUCCCUGCCUACCUGCUCUAACGGGAAGACCAGCUACAGUCGCCUUGUCACUGCGAGGAGUAUCAAAAAGGAGGAGAAACUGGAUGAAACUGUUUUGGAAAGGAAUCUCCUAACAAUAGAUUCAAAGGAAUCGAUGGCAACAACUAUGCAGCAAGUGUAUGAUGCUAUCGCAGAAGCUAAGCCAGCUAUAGAAACAUUAGUAAAACAUGAGACAAAGAGGAAGAAGAAAGACUACAUCUGUCCAACAUGCAAGGUGGAUCAGUUAACAGAAGUUUCGUUCAAUGCCCAUCUUAAAAUACAUCCAUUGGAGUGUCUUACAUGUGGAAAGUGUUUCUUCAAAAGAGGGAGCCUCGCACUACACAUGAAAACGCAUUUAGGAAUCAAGAAUUUUAAAUGUGAUCUGUGCGAGAAACGUUUCGUGACGCGUCAGAAGAUGACUGAGCACCGCAACGUGCACACGGGCCGCAUGCCCAUCAAGUGCACCGUCUGUGAUGACACCUUUCGAAGAUAUUCCAACAUGGCUCAGCACAGGGACCGCCACCAUUUCCAGAAGAGGGCAAAGGUCCGCGAUUUCGUGUGCCACUGCGGUGCGGUGUACCACUCGCGGGCGAAGCUCCUCUGGCACAAGGAGACACACGACGCCAAGCCCAAGUCCUGCCUCUACUGCAGCGACAAGUUCGUGCACUCCUCCUCACUGACGCGUCACGUACGACGUACGCACAAUGCGCACUUUCUCUCUGAUAAGGUGAAGGGGAAGGAGGUUAAUGUGCCUUGUCCUGUUUGUAAACAGAUAUACCUAAGAUCGAAUUUACGUGCUCACCUAUUAAUACACAGCGGUAAAAAGCCGUAUCCGUGCGUCAUAUGCAACAAAUCCUUCACAACCAAGUGGAAUCUCAAACUGCAUCGGUGGACUCAUAUGAGCCGGUCUGCUAAACCGUUCAAGUGCCAUCUGUGUAAAGGUGCCUUUAUAAGAUACACGGAGUACAUAUCACAUAUGAAUUCGCACAAGUCUCUAAGACCUUACACGUGUAAUUAUUGCGGUUGUCAGUUCAUCAGAAAAUAUAAUUGUCAACGUCAUGUCAGAGAACACGAAAUGGCAAAGAAGUUUGUCUGCAAAGUGCCGGAAUGUGGGAAAUCUUUUCACAGAAGUUACUAUUUGUCGGAACAUAUGAAAGUACAUAGUGGAGCGAGGCCGUUCUCGUGUAAUAUAUGUGGGAAAACUUCAAGCAAUAAAUCUAACCAUAAUAAGCAUGUGAAGAUACACCAUGCUAGAGAGCCCGUGGCAACUGAGGCAUAAGCCUCGGCUGGUUAGUGUAUGGUGACUUAGUGGUUUGUUGGUGAAAAGUGUUAAGUUCUUAAAUGUAAUUAAGGUUGUGCUACUUUGCUACUUAUAAUAUAGCAACAUAUUUUUGAAGAUUUAAUUUGACAUUCUUGUCAUAUGGUACGUCUGACUCACAACGGCAUUUGUAAGUAUUUUUUUUUAAAAAUGUUCAUAGAAUUUGUUUAAUAUCUUUUUAAAUUUGACACUUAAAGUUAAAUACACAAAUACAUUUGAAAUAUGUAUGUUUUUAGAACCAAAAUAUUGAUUAUUUACCGUCUAGUAAGUAGAUGUCAUGAACAUAACACUUUUUAUCAAUACAUUAACCGUUUUUGGGUAAAACCUGGCAUUUUUCAAGUCACCAAAUUGUAAAUAGUUAGUUAAAUUUGAAAUUAAAUUGUAUCUUGUAAAUACAGGACCAAGUGUGUUGAGAAAGGGGUUUUUAGGAAGUGAUUUAUGGUUAACAAAUUACUCACGCAAACUUUAAUAUGACUCGAAAAAUUUUAUAUUCUAGCAAAUUGUACUUAAGUUUAUCCAAUUAAUUCCACUUUCAGUGACUAUAGAGUUUCUUUUGCUAUGAUUUUUCACUGUUAAUAUUUAUUCAAAACAUAACCUCUUCUAUUCUUUCCGAUAAAAUUGAGGUACAGUAUUAUGAAAGGAUGUUAAGGUGUGUGUGGAAACUGGCUAUAAUUAUCUUUAUCUUAUUUGACUGUACUACAUUAUAUGGACAGUUAAUUAAAUAAAUAUGGGUUGCCAGUUCUGUAAAAUCCAUACAAGAUUUGAUUUCUCUUUUUAUUUUACGAGACUGAGAAUGAUGGCAAUAUGUUUGUAUGUCUGCGGUAACUUUGAUAUUGGUGAAUAAAAGCAGAAAAUAGAAUAAUUUUAGUCGAUUUCUUGGAACUUGCAACUGUGUAAUAUUUUGGGUUCAUAUUAAAGUUUGUCAGUAAAGAAUAUUUAGUCAAAUUCUAACUUGGCCAAUUCAGUACUGGUACCCCGCUACAAAAAGGAAUUUUUUUUUAUCAAUAUGUCUUCUUUUCUGUCGACAUUUUGUUUAGAUGUGUUGUAACAUUGAAAAAUUUGUUUGUACCGAAGUUUGACACAUGAUGAAUUGUUGCCAGUAAAAAAAAUGACACUGACUAGAUUAAUUUUAUUUUUUAAGUAGCAUAAUUUUUAUUUUCCACAACAAUUCAGACUUACGAUUUACUUCAGACUUACAGAUUUAAUUAAAUUUAGUAGUACAUUUGAUUACUGUUUUUUACUUAAUAAUUGAUUUAUCAAACUGAUUUAUAGCUUUUCUUGUAAACAAUGUGUUGUAUGUCAUGAAUUGUUUUAUAUCUACUUGAUUAAUUUUCUAGUUGUAAUUUAAUUUAUUUUUACUGUUACACUUGGGUUAGAGUAUUAGAUAAAUUCAAUUAACUUAUCCCUAUCGUUGGUACGAGUUUUAAUUUUUGUUUAAUAUGAUUUUCUUCUCUAAUGUUCCAUUAAUUAUGACAAAGAGUGUUUAUUGUGAAGGAUAUUUAUAAAGCAAUAAUGAAUUGUGACUUAAUAAAUGUAAUUUAGACAAUUUUGCUUGCAACAAAAGUCUUGCGUUUUUUAUAAAUGUGUUGCCAUAAAAAUUAAUAUAUGAAUUGCCACAGUUAAAUAAAAAUUUGUGCGUAUUAAAAAAUACAUAUUAAUAUUAAUUGUAAUGUUUUAAAGUAUUCUUAACUGUGAUCAAUGCGUGUGGAAUUCUGUAUCCUAUUUAAUCUACAUUAUAUUUCUCUAGCUCUUUUACAUAUGUUACCUGUUGAAAAUUUUACUUUAUGAAAUCUUCUAACAUAUUUUAAAAGAACAUCUGUAAUUGAGGAUGUCUAUGGGCAAUGUUCGCUUCGCUAUUUCGAUGAAUUGAGUUGGCCGCUUGCUCGAUGGCCACCUUAUAGUAUAAAAAAAUAAUUAUAAUAAUAUGAUAUGAUAAUUGAUGAAUUGUUAUCAACAUAUUUGAUGAAAAAAAUUACAGCUGUUCUCCUCUUUAUUGAAUG